Molecule: messenger RNA, 980 nt
Organism: Prosopis cineraria
Lineage: Eukaryota; Viridiplantae; Streptophyta; Magnoliopsida; Fabales; Fabaceae
Product: heavy metal-associated isoprenylated plant protein 12-like
Exons: 3
Coding region: 145-567 (140 amino acids)
Molecular function (GO): metal ion binding
Source: RefSeq, a predicted model, not a curated record
UACUUUCUAACUCAAUUAUAUUUGUGUUCUAUAAAUACCUCCUAAUCUUGGCUAUAUGUUCUCACUUUCAAUCAAGCCACCACUCGCUAUCAAUAACACUUUCUCCCGUCCUUCCUUUUGGUUUCAUCUCCAAUUUGACGCAAAAUGAUGAAAGUAGUGCUGAGGGUGGACUUUCAUUGUGAAAAAAUGAAGACAAAAGCCAUGAAGGCAGUCUCUAAACUUCCAGGAGUUGAAUCAGUGUCAGUGGACAUGAAGAACAAGAAAUUGACAGUAACAGGAGACGUAGACCCGGUAAGCGUAGUGGACAAGCUGAAGAAGGUGUGUAAUACGGAGAUAAUAUCUGUGGGACCAGCAAAGGAGCCGGAGAAGAAGAAGGAUGAACCUAAGAAAGACGACAAGGCAAAGAAGGAAGAAGAAGAGAAGAAAAGACUCGAGUUAGAAGCGCAGAGGUUGGAUGAGCUCAGGAGGUUGUCUGAGUUCCAUCACUAUCAUCACUAUCAGAUGUGGCGUCCAUGUUACUGUGUAAGCAUGGUGGAAGAAGAUCCUACUAGCUGUGUUAUCUGCUAAAUGCAAUAAAGGAUAUCUAUGUAUAUUUCAUGAGACUCAAAUCAGAGAUCAGUUUGAUGUUGAUCAAUCUGAAAUUGAAGAUGCCAUUGUUUGGGUUGUAUUUCUGUUAGAUUUUGGGUGUUUGUUAUCCUCUCUGCUGUCUCCCUAGUUCUCAAAAUCUCAACCCUUCAUUUUGGCUAAUGGUUCGCGCAUUUUCAUGUAAUUCCCAGAAAUGAAAGGCUGAGAUUUUGGGUACCAGAGGUAGUAAAAAAAAAAAAAAAAGGCAACAAACACCCCAAAUCCAUUUCCGUUCAGAUCAUGACAUUUUCUCUUAAUUUCUAUUAAUUAAGAAUGUUUGUAAUGAAUUGAUUUUAUUUGAUUUUGCUGGUCUUGAUCAUUUUCAAUCUAAACAUGACUUUUUUGAGUUAAUAUCC